Molecule: messenger RNA, 240 nt
Organism: Durusdinium trenchii
Lineage: Eukaryota; Dinophyceae; Suessiales; Symbiodiniaceae
Source: the annotation of a GenBank genome assembly
AUGGGCAAGAAAGACGAGCUGGUUGAGAAAGCUCAGCGGCAGCGCGAGGAGGCAGAAGCAGCUGCGCGCAAGGAACAAGAACGGCUGGAGCACGAAAGAGAGCAGGAGCGGAUGGAGGCCUUGCGGAGGAAGCAGGAGGAGCAAAAGAAGGCAGAAGAGGAGAAAAAGAAACGCAUGGAAGAAAUGGAGGAUGGCUUCGCAUGGUUUCGCAUGAGUUUGCGUGGCAAGAAAAAUAGGUAG